AUGCAUGUUCGACAGCCAGAGCCCACCAUGAACCACCGCGAGAUGUCAAGAAGCUCAGAGUCAGCCGUAGGAAGGCAUGCUGACGUCAUGAAGUUGGCAAAGAGCUGUGCCUCACGGUUCCUGCUCAUUCGCCCUUAUUGGCCGGGGCUGGAAAGGAGCAUCUACUGGCUGAUGACCGUAGGCGUCGUCGUGUAUCCGUGGAUUAAACUUUACGAAGUCAGUUCUGCGUACGAUUGGAGACGCCAACCGACGUACUUCGUAGUCAACCGGUUGUGGGGUUUUGGAGAAAGGCCUAAAGACACAACAGAUCUGGAAUGGAGCCAGUGGUGCUAUUUCGCGAGUCAACUGUUUCCUUACUACUUCAUUCACGCAGUGCUGUUUAACGUGGCUUCGAAACUGUUGCCUCAGCGCAUCUGGUCUCUAACGAUGCUGUUCUACUGGGUGACAGCGUGUUGCAUCGUCUUCCACCCAUCGUCAGUGAUCGUGGUGGUUUCCGUAGGAGCUGUUAUGUAUACGGUAACCGCGCUAACGCGAAGCAUCGCACUCGUAUGGAUUAUGAGCUGUUGCUUUCUAUACCUGGUCAUGGAUAUGCUGCCAGAGUUGCCGAUAAAUAAAGGCAUAAGCCAUUACGGGGUGAUUGCCUUUUUCACGUACAAAAUCGUCCAAUUUACCAGCUACUGUUUGGACAGCAUAGAAUCGAAAUCGAGCAAGCGGUUCUUCGAAGGCAUUUAUGAAAUGUUUUGGUACUCUUUCUACUACCCGUAUUUGGUUUACCUCAUCGUACCCUUUAAGCAUUUCGCCGAAGGAAUGAACCGCAGGAAGGCUGAACAGCAAAACCUGUAUCGAGUGGCGUUCUUCGCUCUGCGCGUCCUGUUCUGGUACACGCUGAUCAACGUAGGUUUAUACUUUUUCUACUUCAGCGCCAUCGUGAACAAUACGGACUAUCUGGACCAACUUCCUAGGGACGCGCUGUGCUCGAUCGGCUGCUGCAUAGGGCAGUUCUUCCACAUGAAGUACGUUGUCAUAUUCGGGUUGCAAGCGCUGUUCGCUAAGCUCGACAAAUUGGAACCCCCUGCCGGGCCGAUCUGCAUUUCGAGAGUUACGCUUUACAGCAAGCUGUGGCGGUACUUCGACAGGGGGCUGUACUCGUUCUUCAAGGAGUACAUCUUCGUGCCAAUCUGCCGUCCGUCGUUCUCCGUCCCACGACGUCUGUUGGCGAUGCUGCUCUGCUUCGGGUUCGUGAUUCUUUGGCACGGUAGUGACCACAACUACAUCGUGUGGGUGUCGCUGAACAUCGCCGAGAUUUUGCUCGAGAACACCAGCAGGGCCAUUUACAACAUCCCGGCAGUCAAGAGCUGGCGAGAAAGGCACAUUUCCGAUGGGUGUUUCCGACGCAUCCUAGCCCUACUCUGUGUCAUUCCCUACACCUUUGGACUAUAUUCAAAUUUUUACUUUCUGAGCACAUCGGAAGCCGGAUAUAUAUUCGUGAAUAAAUUUUUCUGGUCAGAUACGAUUCAUCUGCGUUAUCCUUUUCUUAUUCUGGUGUUUUUCGGUUAUUGUUUUGCCAACGUCACAAUCGAAUUGGAUUCCCAUUUGGAACAGAAAAAAACGAUUAUUAAAACAGAUUAUUUCCAUGUUCAUUAA
Messenger RNA from Soboliphyme baturini, 1644 nucleotides. NCBI's taxonomy places the organism in Eukaryota, Metazoa, Nematoda, Enoplea, Dioctophymatida, Soboliphymatidae. The record is from the annotation of a GenBank genome assembly.